AUGUAUUUCAACGUUUCAUUGACGGCAUACAGCGCACCUGCAAUGCCAAUAAGUGAUUCUGUGAUGGUUUCUAAUCAUUCUUCGACUGCGGCUUACGAUAACGACAAAUCUUCCAUGUCAGUCAUUGAUUUUGCGAUGAUUUCGAAUGAUUCCGGACGGAUUUCUGAAGUUUACGCGGCUGAGAAUGACUACGACACAACGAGUGACUAUGUAUAUAAGGAUAUAUACUUUUCGAAUGUAUCUUUGACUGCGGCUUACGAGAACAACGGAUCUUCGAUGUCAGUCAUUGAUUAUGCGAUAAUUUCGAAUGAUUCGUACGCGGCUGACAAUUACUACGACACGAGUGACUAUAAGGAUAUAUACUAUCUGACAUUUUUCGGCUUUGAGGUCAUAACACUGGGUCUUGUACGCACUAUACUCGUCUUGUUUAUGAUUCCCGCAAAUGUGUUUGUCGUGGGCUAUUUUCUGUCGAGGAAAGGUCGCGGCAAGUCAACUAACCUGCUGUUUGUGAGCAUCGCCUUUUCCGACUCGAUGACAGGCAUUUCGUUACUUCCGAACUCGUUCAACGUAUACAUCCCAGACAUUGAUGGAUUAUCUGCAUCGGAAUGCAACACGUACAUGGUCUUGAAACUUUACAUCUCAAUAGCGUUUCAUACCGCAUCCAUAUGGCAGACUGUCUUCCUGGGAAUCCAGCGGUACCUCUGCGUUUGUCAUCCAUUCAUGUCCGGUCGCAUUUGCACCUUCUGGAAGACACGUGUAGCUGUACUUGUCAUGUACAUGUUGUCAUUUCUGAUGCAUAUUUACCAGCCAAUCAAUGCAAUUUCUCACAAUUACACCCACGCCCAUGAGUGUGAAUGGAGGACAGAUCAUCCUUGCGAAGAUGCCUGCUUGUAUAUGUGGAUUUGCGUUAUUUUCAUGCAUUUUCUUCCAGCGUCCCUUCUUGUAGGACUGACAACCAAGACCCUCAUUACUCUUCAAAAGGCCCAGCAAAGAGCCUCGUCCAUUAUGUCAAAGAGAACGAACAAGAAACGGAGCUCCCGUGACCGAAUAAUCACAAUCACGGCAGUGUUGAUUGUCAUCUGUUUUCUUGUUCCCGAAGUUCCUUAUGGAAUUUACAAGCUCUAUGCCCUGAUUAAUAUAUACAAACCAACGAAUGUAAAGCUCGGUGUCGAGACACAUCACAUUAUGAGUUCCGCCUACGAGAUCGCGUUAAUUGUCAGCUUUCACGCCAACUUUUGGAUCUACUGCAAGAUGAUGUGCGACUUUCGCAGAGCGGUAAUCUACGUGUUCACGCUCGGUUGUUUCAAGCGUUACAACCUCAAACGGCGUCAGAGUUUGAAAAGCGACAGUUUCCGAUCGUCCAAAGCGCGGACAGGAUCCGUUAUAAGCAGGAACACUGUUCUCAGUCGAACCACUAGCCUCCACUCCACUACAUCGGACAACAUCCACGCUGUCAAUCAAACGAUAUUGCUGACGCCUACGCCGACCAAAGACACUGGUCCAUCCGAUUUUUCGGCCAAUGUGUCAAAACAAAAGUCUGUAGAGGACUACGACGCGCAAGACGAUGAUGUUUUUGUGUAA
Dreissena polymorpha is the source of this 1581-nucleotide messenger RNA. Its product is annotated as sex peptide receptor-like. The record is from RefSeq and is a predicted model, not a curated record. Lineage: Eukaryota; Metazoa; Mollusca; Bivalvia; Myida; Dreissenidae. The transcript has a single exon. Bases 1 to 1581 code for a protein of 526 amino acids. Gene Ontology annotation, biological process: G protein-coupled receptor signaling pathway. Gene Ontology annotation, cellular component: membrane. Gene Ontology annotation, molecular function: G protein-coupled receptor activity.